This is a messenger RNA of Callithrix jacchus (white-tufted-ear marmoset), 1336 nucleotides long. It is a transcript of the gene STMN1, whose product is annotated as stathmin 1. The record is from RefSeq and is a predicted model, not a curated record. Gene Ontology annotation, cellular component: neuron projection; cytoplasm. Lineage: Eukaryota; Metazoa; Chordata; Mammalia; Primates; Cebidae. Gene Ontology annotation, biological process: microtubule depolymerization; neuron projection development; regulation of microtubule polymerization or depolymerization. Gene Ontology annotation, molecular function: tubulin binding.
GCCCUUGUUCUGGACAUGGGAGAGCUGGUUCAGACCCAGUACGGGGUCCACUGCCACGCCCUCCUCCACAGCGAGACCACCCCCCAGCCCCAGGCUCACACCUGGCGAUGCUCCCUAGGCGCCCCGCAACCCUCAGCAUUGUCCUUCUACCCUGCCGGCCGAGACUACACUUCCCGACGUGCUUCGGGGUCCCAGGGGGCGGGGCUCCACGAGAGCUGUGGGGGCGGGGCGGCACGUGCCGCUGCUCUCGGCCAAUGCGGAGCCCCGCGGGGAGGUCACGUGCCACUGUUUGGCGCUUUUGUGCGCGCCCGGGUCUGUUGGUGCUCAGAGUGUGGUCAGGCGGCUCGGACUGAGCAGGUGGGUGCGGGGCUCGGGAGGAGGCGGCGGCUGGCUGCGGCCGGACUUUCCUUAUCCCAGUUGAUUGUGCAGCUCGCUUGUCUUCUAUUCACCAUGGCUUCUUCUGAUAUCCAGGUGAAAGAACUGGAGAAGCGUGCCUCAGGCCAGGCUUUUGAGCUGAUUCUCAGCCCUCGGUCAAAGGAAUCUGUUCCGGAAUUCCCCCUUUCCCCUCCAAAAAAGAAGGAUCUUUCCCUGGAGGAAAUUCAGAAGAAAUUAGAAGCUGCAGAAGAAAGACGCAAGUCCCAUGAAGCUGAGGUCUUGAAGCAGCUUGCUGAGAAACGAGAGCAUGAGAAAGAAGUGCUUCAGAAGGCAAUAGAAGAGAACAACAACUUCAGUAAAAUGGCAGAAGAGAAACUGACCCACAAAAUGGAAGCUAACAAAGAGAACCGAGAGGCACAAAUGGCUGCCAAACUGGAGCGUUUGCGAGAGAAGGAUAAGCACAUUGAAGAAGUGCGGAAGAACAAAGAAUCCAAAGAUCCUGCUGACGAGACUGAAGCUGACUAAUUUGCUCUGAGAACUGACUUUCUCCCCAUCCCCUUCCUAAAUAUCCAAAGACUGUACUGGCCAGUGUCAUUUUAUUUUUUCCCUCCUGACAAAUAUUUUAGAAGCUAAUGUAGGACUGUAUAGGUAGAUCCAAACUGUAAGAUGUUGUUUUAGGGGCUAAAGGGGAGAAACUGAAAGUGUUUUUUUCUAAAGUGUUGGUCUUUCUGAUGUAGCUAUUUUUCUUGUUGCAUCUUUUCUACUUCAGUACACUUGGUGUACUGGGUUAAUGGCUAGUACUGUAUUGGCUCUGUGAAAACAUAUUUGUGAAAAGAGUACGUAGUGGCUUCUUUUGAACUGUUAGAUGCUAAAUAUCUGUUCACUUUUCAAUCCCAAUUCUGUCCCAAUCUUACCAGAUGCUACUGGACUUGAAUGGUUAAUAAAACUGCACAGUGCUGUU